Molecule: messenger RNA, 3532 nt
Organism: Hypoxylon fragiforme
Lineage: Eukaryota; Fungi; Ascomycota; Sordariomycetes; Xylariales; Hypoxylaceae
Exons: 8
Coding region: 547-2862 (771 amino acids)
Biological process (GO): cytoplasmic microtubule organization; cytoskeleton-dependent intracellular transport
Cellular component (GO): cytoplasm; centrosome
Molecular function (GO): microtubule binding; dynein light intermediate chain binding
Source: RefSeq, a predicted model, not a curated record
CUCAAUUAUUAGGCCUCUUAUUAGGUAUGUACCUCUUCCUCCAUCUUCAAUACACCUCCAGCCUUCAUCAGCUCUGCUGUCUUUGAACUCAACCUUGGAAGAGAACAACAAUUCUCCUUCAGAACUGAAAGAGUGUUCCGGGAACACAAACAAUGUGCUUUAUCUUCAUUUAAACAACCGCAUUCUUCUGGACAAUGAAUCAUUUUGUUCUUUUAUAGUGCUACCGUGCAUGUCAAGAUCCUAAUCUUACAUCUUCCCAGUCAUCCUCGAUCACGGAAUCCAAACCAACCUGCCUAAAGUUUUUGACAAACUUGGGUCAGCUUUUUCACCUUUUUUUUUUCUCUGUUUGUUGAGCAAAACUACUUCUGCACCCAAGAGUUAUACUCUUUCCUUGCGUGCCGUACUCUCUUGUACGAACUGACCGGCGCAGCUAGCUGCCCUCAAUUUAACACGAGUCGAGUUCUGAUUCACAGGCCUCCUUUAAUCCUAAUACGAUACAGAAGACGGGCGGAAGUGCAUAAUUCCUCGUAAUAACAAGUCGCCGAGAUGUUCCCCUCCAUCACACAAGCGACACAAGUGACCCUGCUUGAAUGGGCUGACUCUAUGCUUGUGCAACUACUGCCUGGACGCAAUCCGGAAUUGAGAGCAAAGAAGCCCGAACAUCUCUUCGACGGCGCCGUUUUCUCUGCCCUACUCGAAAUCUUAGAUACCGAAUACAACCCCUCAAGAUUUCAACAGAGCCAUGCCGCAUUCUCUACUGAUGGCGAUGUAUCCCAAGGCAGACGGCGAAACCUGCAUAUCAUUCAUAUGGGCUUGAAAGACUUCGCGCGGCGGCAUUGCUCCAAAAUCGAGCCCUUGAUUAACCAAGUUGAUUUCCAAGCGCUGGGCAAAGAACCUACCAAAGCGGGCAUGUCUGAGAUCUUGGUACUAUUUGUAUCAGCUGCUUGCUUCCGCGAAGAUGAUAAUACGCAGUACAUCACUCUAGUCACUGAGUUAGGACCAAAGCUUCAGCAGGGUAUCUUCCAGAUCCUCAAGGAAGUUAAUCAUAGGCUUGGACAGGUAGGCGGAGCUGGUGAUGGCGAUCUUGAGCCAGGUCGGACCGCCGGCGACCUUGAAGAUGAGCUUGCCCAAGAAGCAGCGCUGGCCGAAUUACAACGCGAAGCAGAUGAAGCAAAAAGACAAGCAAGCGGCUUGAAACUGCGGUUGGACCGACUCCAGGAUAAUUACGACGAGCUUUUAAGGAAACACGAGGAGCUUCAGGAACAAAACCAGCAACUACACAAGCAGAUUGAGUCGGAAGUUGGUAACUUCGAUAAACACCGACUUCAGCGUCAACUGAAAGAAAAUGAGACUCUCAUCGCAAACCUGGAAAACGAGAGGAACUACCUAGCUGAAGAAAAAGAGCGACUUCUAAAGGACAAGGCUCGCCUUGAAGUAGUGGCGCAGAAGGCCGAGUUGCUAGCCGACGAAAACCAAGAACUCCGUUCCAAAAACGAGGAUCUUUCCAAAAAGGCUAACAUGGCUGACAACUUACGAAAGAAGCUAGAGUCGCUGAAGACGAUAGAAGUCGACCUCAAGGCACUCCAAAGCGAAAGGGUCGACGCAACGAAACUUAUGGAGCAACUCAGCAAUGCCACGAUAAGGAAUGAAACACUAAAACGAGAAACAGAAGCAUAUGCUACCAAGAUGCAGGGAUACGAAAUCGAUAUCGCCAAUUUUAACAACCAAAAGACGAUGUACACUGCCGAGAUUGCUGAAUUGAGACUGCGUCUGGAGGAGCUACAUUCCCGCAGCCAGAUAGACGAAGGGGUUGUACGAGAGCUUCAGGAGAAGGUCCUGAUGCUUGAUCCCUCGACUACCCCGACUACGCCCAUAGGCCCCCGCCCGACUACCCUCGAAGACGAACUGAACGAGUCUAGCAGUGCCGUUUCGAUGAGAAACCUCGAAUUGCAGCGUCUUCAAGCGGAGAAUGCUGUCCUUAAGAGCAGCAUUGGCACAGAAACAGAGAAAGGACAACUUAUUCACGAGAUGGAGGACAUUCGCAACUCUCGCGAUGCUCUCCAGGCGAGGUAUAACGAUAUACUCGAGAAGUUCACAGUCGGACAACAUCAACUGGAUGCACUUAUCCAGAACAUGGGUAAAGACGGAGACGAGGCAUUUUCCAACCUGCGAACACAGGUCCUCGCCGAACAGAACCGUACGAAGCAACUCGAGAGGCAGCUCUCAGCGAUCAAUGAAGAGCUGGCUGAUAAGGAGAGGGCUUUAUUAGAGGCGCGGGGUGAUUUGAACGCUGUUGAAAAAUCGAGCCUUGAUGCCCUUGCAGAGCUAAAGAAAACCGAUGGCAUGCUUGCUGUGUCUCUUCGUGCGGAGCUCGAAUUAGAGAGGAAGAGGCAUAAGGGGCUAAGAGAAGAGUUUGAAAACCAGCGAACGCAGCUACUGACAGCAUUUAUCGAGAAAGAUCAGCUCCGGCGCGAAGCGGAAGCGGCGAACCGAGAACUACAGAGAGCUGCAGAUGGACUAACCGUCAGCACGGACAGCGUCAAACAGUCCGAGAAAAUGGAGAAGCUCCGAGGGCGCUACAAGCAACUGUCACUGCAAUACGAACAAUCAGAGUCUAAGAAUCGCGAACUUGAGCGAACCCUGAAAGCCGUUCGUGCCGGAGUAGAGGCUGGUGCUCAGAAGGCGCAAACCGAUCAAAUAAUCAAAAACUUGCAACGCGAAAAUGCGAUGAUUACCACAGCGUGGUACGAUCUAACCAGCAGAUUGCAGAGCAACCACGUCGUGCUACAAAGGCGGCAGGAUGUCCCUAAGAGCUGGCUGAACAAGCAGAGACAGAUGGUGAAUGCCACACCUCGAAAGUAAAGAUUUUUUGGGGUACGACACAAUAUUAGCACAAUGAUGCUUGAUGAACGAAACUAGUUACUCCCUUUAUUCUUAACUUUCUCUGGCAGCGCCAGGCCCUUAAUGGCAUGUUCAAGCUUGGACAUGCGCCACAGCAGCUUGAUGCUCCCCCUAUUCUCCUUUCUGUCUCUUCAACCCACAUGACAUUUUUCUUUUUUAACUUGGCUCUCUUAUAUCUCAUGUCUAGAAAUUGGAAUGAUUGAUAUCCAUCCCCCCCUCCCUAAGAUCGAGCAUUUUUCUUUAUAUAGGGUAGUUGGUGGACGGGGGCCUCGGUGAAAUUACUUAGGUAUCGAAUCCAUUGAGCAUAGCGUGGCAUGCGGUUGGCAGGCACAUUGUUCAUCUUUUUCUUCCACCCGUGUGAGUGCGGGUAUAUAAUAUCCGCCGUUUUUGAUAUAGGUUAGGUAGUUAGCUAGCUGGUAUAGGUAGUUGCACGGUGGAAAGGAGGGCUCGCGAGAAUCGAAACUCCUACGACGUAUCUUUUUGGGGGUUGUGUUUGUGAAUAAUAUUUGAUAUGUAUGUUGUCACGUAGGUUGUAGGUAACGAUCACCAAGUAUCAAUGUGGUUGGAUAGGUACAUAGGUAAUGAAUGCGAUUCAAGUCUUACUUUAUUACGAUGAAUGAUUCGUAAUCAC